This is a messenger RNA of Coregonus clupeaformis (lake whitefish), 2183 nucleotides long. RefSeq names its product ribitol xylosyltransferase 1 (gene rxylt1). Bases 376 to 1695 code for a protein of 439 amino acids. Lineage: Eukaryota; Metazoa; Chordata; Actinopteri; Salmoniformes; Salmonidae. The transcript has 6 exons. Gene Ontology annotation, cellular component: Golgi apparatus. Gene Ontology annotation, biological process: protein O-linked glycosylation via mannose. The record is from RefSeq and is a predicted model, not a curated record. Gene Ontology annotation, molecular function: ribitol beta-1,4-xylosyltransferase activity.
GCUGCUCCACGCGGGAAAAAGUCCGCAUUUUUCUCCCUCUGCCUUGGUACGUCCUGCGUAACAUCCGGAAUUAUGUUUUAGCACGGAGUCUCGAUUCUUAUAACAUCUUUGUAAGCAAUUUGUUUAGUAUUUUUCUUAAAUUAUGCCACAAAAGUCGAAUUAAUUAUCAAAAUAUAAAAUCGGUUCUGUAUUACGUGAGAAGAUGCUUCACGUAGAUGAAUUCCAAAAAGGGAAUAAUUUUUCUCCGGCAAAUCUUAGGCCAGCCUUUGAGCUGGGUCCUUGAACUGUAAACAUUCGCUUUUUCAGUGUUUCUGAGACAACGAACUGUACAGAUACUGGUACUCGUGUGCAGAAUGGUAACGUGAGAGGGAAAACAUGAAAAAACAACACAGAAAAAUAUUCAUCCUGAUAGUUUUUGUCUAUGUGGUGUUUUCCUUGUAUGCUGCAUACAAUGUAUUUUUUAAUACGAAGGUGAUCACCCGUGUCCACAGAGUGGUGAAGAAAAUCACAGCCGCAACCUCCGCUGGUGGUGUUGUGGCUGCUUACAUUGGGGAUGAGGUGUGGAACCCUUGGGAGGAUGAGCAGGCUGAUGCGCUUUCUGCUCUGCACAAACAGAGGGGGGCUUUCAGACAAUACCAGGAGCACAUUGAUAAGAACAGGCCCAAGAGAUACAAAGUUCAAAUCUGGGGGAAAGCUGCCAUAGGACUUUACCUUUGGGAACAUAUUUUAGAAGGUCCCCUCAACCCCACUGACAUAACAGCACAGUGGAGAGAGGGGGAGAUACAGGCAGGAAAGAUAGAUUUCAGUUUCUACACAGGCCCAGCGGUGAUCCAGGGCCACGUUCCUCUGGACACAGACAGUGUGGUUCUGGUGCUGAACGGCCGGGAGCAGCAGAAGAUCUCCUACGCCACCCGAUGGCUGCAGCAUGUCCAGACCCUGAUGCAGUUCCACGCUGUGAAUCGUGUGGCUGUGGUGCUGCUGGGCAGCGAGCGCUGCACCAACGACUGGAUCAGCCCCUACCUGAGGAGGCACGGGGGCUUUGUGGACCUGCUCUUCCUGGUCUAUGACAGCCCCUGGGUCAACGACAAGGAUGUCUUCCAGUGGCCCCUCGGAGUAGCCACAUACAGGCAGUUUCCUGUGGUCAUGCCAAACUCCCAGAUGGUGAGCUCCACAAGGCCCUUCCUCUGUAACUUCCUGGGAACUGUCUACAAGAACUCCUCGAGGGAAACACUCAUGGGGAUCUUGAAACAAACAGGACUGGACAAAGAGUGCAUCACUACUGCCAGAGAGAAGUGGCUUCCUCAGGAGACAGUGGAGAGUCUGAGACGGUACAAGACAGCCCUGGCCCAAAGCGAGCUCACCCUCUGCCCCGUGGGAAUCAACACAGAGUGCUACCGCAUCUACGAGGCCUGUGCCUACGGCUCUGUACCCGUGGUGGAGGACAUUGUGACCCCAGGUGGGUGCUCUGCUGCACGCAGCUCCCCACUGCGUCUCCUCAAAGCUGCAGGAGCUCCCUUCAUCUUUCUCAAAGACUGGAAGGAGCUUCCAGGCCUCCUGGAGAAGGAGAAGGGGAUGACCCAGGAGGAGAGGACUGAGAGGAGGAGGACACUGCUGGAGUGGUAUAGCAGCUUCCGCCAGCAGAUGAAGGACAGGUUCACCGAGGUUUUAGAGGAGGCCUUCUUCAAAAACAGCUAAGUCUUUUUAAAGCUCAGAGGAAAACACAAAAUGGCAAAUAAUUACGAGGUACAAUGUGGAUCUCAUUGGCAGUGUGUUUGAGGGAGAAAAGCCACCUUUUUUUGGAUUUAUGUGGGGUUAUGGCUCCAUUUUGUAAAGUUACCACUGGUAGCUGACAACUUUCUCUCACACAAGAUAAUGUUCAAACAAAACAUUUCUUUCAGUCUAUGGGUGAAUUAUAUUAGAGUGAGGUGGCUGUAAAUCUUGUUGUUCUCCAUAUUUUAUUUUACAUAGUUCAAGAUUUACAUGUAUUUAAUUUGUAUUUAUGUUGUAACAUAAAAGAUUAGGGAUUUCAGUUACUCUUGAACUACUUUCUGAAUGCACACUCCAAAGCAACAUUGUAUUCGACCUUUCAGUAAGGCCCAGUUAUUGUAUUUUUACCAGAGGAGGCUGGUGGGUGGAGCUAUAGGAGGACAGGCUCAUUGUAAUGGCUGGAAUGGAAUUAAUGU